Molecule: messenger RNA, 1913 nt
Organism: Carassius gibelio (silver crucian carp)
Lineage: Eukaryota; Metazoa; Chordata; Actinopteri; Cypriniformes; Cyprinidae
Product: neuronal calcium sensor 1
Exons: 10
Coding region: 826-1569 (247 amino acids)
Molecular function (GO): calcium ion binding; calcium sensitive guanylate cyclase activator activity
Source: RefSeq, a predicted model, not a curated record
CCUCUGGAGAGUCUGCGGGCACAGUCCCGUCUGAAUGAAGGUAAUACAGACACACUUACAGAGAGAGCAGGCGGAGGACAGACUCAUCCUGGCUGACAGAGAGCGAUCUGUGAAGAACAAACAAUCCUGAACGCUAGGAACAGCUCGUGUUUAGAGGUUUCUCGGGACAACCAGACCUUGGCGAACAGGAGUUACUGCUUUGAACUACAGAAGGUGUGAGGAAGAACAAGCUGGGAGAUAAGCAAACAGUGGAUACAAAGAGAAGAUCCUCGUCUACUACUAGAACAACUUCUACCAGAACAACUUCUUGCAGAGUGUGAAACGCCAAAAUCAACCAGGACUAGGUUUGUACUUCUCUUUUAAUUCUACCAAACUCUCUUAUGUUAGCUGCCAAGACAACUAGAUCAAGGAAUCUCCUUUAAGAGCCAUUCAGAGCAAACAAGACAGAGGCAGGGAGGGAGUAAAAAGAAGAAGAGAAGAGGAAGGGUGGGUGGAGAGCCGGAGAGGAUUGGCGCUCGAGUGUGAGUGAGAGAGAUCCCUCAGAACCUAGCGAGCGUCUCCUCUAACCAUUGGCACAUUUCAAAGCCUCGCACCUCGCACGGAAGAAUCUGACAGAACGCGGUUAGCAUCUGAGACUUGCAAUCGCGCAGACGGUUGAACAAAUGGGCUUUUAUCUGAGGAGCAAUAGUUCAGAAGGACUCGUCUGAGGCGACUAUUAUUGAGGAUGAUUUUUUGAGAGACCUGCUGGUUAAGAGAGAUCUAAAUAGUGACUUGAGAUCUUACAACAGUCCAGAAAGCCAAAAAGGAGAGGGGAAUUCACAAUGGAUGGAUUCCCUUGGAUUUUUUGGCAGUGCUGAUCUGUUCUUUACUUUGUUGGUGCAUUCGGAUCUAAGAGAUUCUGCCUUAAGGAGAAACAAGCUUGUAAGGAGUUCUGCAAAGGAUCAGUUCCACGCUGGACCACCCAAACUAUCUACAGGAGGUCUGGAGAGCAUGGGGAAAUCAAACAGCAAGCUCAAACCAGAGGUGGUGGAGGAACUAACCAGGAAGACCUACUUUACAGAGAAAGAAGUUCAGCAAUGGUACAAGGGCUUCAUAAAAGAUUGCCCGAGUGGUCAGCUUGAUGCAUCAGGUUUCCAGAAGAUCUACAAACAGUUCUUCCCCUUCGGCGACCCCACCAAGUUUGCCUCAUUCGUCUUCAAUGUUUUUGACGAGAAUAAGGAUGGACGGAUUGAGUUCUCAGAGUUUAUUCAGGCCCUGUCUGUGACCUCACGUGGGACCUUGGAUGAAAAGCUCCGCUGGGCCUUCAAGCUUUAUGAUCUUGAUAACGAUGGCUAUAUCACACGUGAUGAAAUGCUCAAUAUCGUAGAUGCCAUCUAUCAGAUGGUGGGAAACACAGUGGACCUUCCAGAAGAAGAAAACACGCCGGAGAAGAGAGUGGACCGCAUUUUUGCCGUGAUGGAUAAGGUACGGAAUGCUGAUGGGAAGCUGACCCUGCAGGAGUUCCAGGAGGGAUCAAAGGCAGACCCCUCUAUUGUACAAGCUCUGUCACUCUACGAUGGCCUUGUAUAGUAGCAGUAUAUGUCUUAAAGAUACAGGUACAACAAAGGAUCCAGUGUGGUGCCAUCCCACAAUGCCAUUCAAGGAGAUGAGUCUGCCAUUCUGGACACUUAAGACUGAGACGUCUAACCAUAAGCACAUCACAUUUUAGCAUACAACAAUGACAGAAAAGAAGAACCUGUCAUCCUCAAACUGUGUGUAUGUGUGUGUGUGUGUGUUUAUGUGUGUGAAUGCUAUAAUUCAGGAUCCCAUGGAAUUGCUUGUUUGCUGCUGAACAAACGCACUGGAGAUGUAUGGAUGGUACUGAAUGUUAAAGUAAAGCAUACUGACAAACCUAAAAUAUAGAUGUAAAUAUG